Thamnophis sirtalis is the source of this 1659-nucleotide messenger RNA. NCBI's taxonomy places the organism in Eukaryota, Metazoa, Chordata, Lepidosauria, Squamata, Natricidae. The record is from RefSeq and is a predicted model, not a curated record.
AUGUCUUCAACUCCUCCACUGCCAGAAUGGAAACUCCAGUUACUGGAGCGUCGGCGAAAGGAGGAAGAGGAGACGCGGCGGCGGGAACAGGAGCAACAAGACCGCAUGGCUAAGAUGCCGGCUUGGAAACGGGAAAUCAUUGAACGACGCCGGGCCAAGCAAGGUUCAAGCACUUCUUUUUCUGAACCAAGCGGACCAGGGGAAACUGAGAGUGGCCCAUCCUCCACGCCUGCUGCAACAUCAUCCUACCAAGAGGGGGAGCCAGAGAGUUCUGUGCUACAGGAGAAGAUUGGCCCAGUCCACCAAAAUCCUUUCAUUCAACUGGAGAAGCGCCGCCAUCAUCAUGAGUCUGGCCCUCCGGAAAAUGAACUUGCGAACACCAAAGCCAAGCAAAUAGUGGAUCUGUGUGGGCAGAUUCCAGGCGUCCGGACCCUGCGGGCAGACAAUGUCAUUAUAAUUGAAACAGCCCAUGGGGCGCCACCGGCACAGCUGGCUAGCGACCGCCACUCGGCAGAAGCCAAAUCUGGCAGCAUGGAGUCCCUCAAUGAGCUGCUGGCCCGCCGUGGGGGCAGCGUGACUGAGAUCCGUGCAGGGGAGGUCUUCAUCGUCAAGUCGGCUUUGAGCCGCAGCGUGGAGGAUCUCAACGCCGUGGGCCGAGCUGAGCAUCGGGCAUCGUUGCCCGAGCAGCGCCAAGGGCGGGUGAGCAAAUUGCUUAGCCGAUUCAGCCAAGAGGACGGUGGAGGGAUGGCGAUGCCAUCGCCCCCGGUGAAGUCCCUCAGCACUGAGAAUUUAACCGAAAGCAGCAGCUUUGGAGGAAGGAAGCUAGUCCAUUCUCCGGCAGACCCCAUCCUGGCCCGGCUGCCAUGUGUCAAUCGCCUCCCCAGCCCUCCCUGUGACCUCCCGGGACUGACACCCCCAGGCCCUUGCACUGUGGCAUCUUAUCGAAGCCAAUUUGAAGCUAAAUCAAGCAGUGGGGAGGGCUGGCCAGAUAGUCCCCCAAGGCGCUCACCCACUGGGAAAAGGUGGGGAAGGGAGGCUGUGUCCCCAGACAGAGGGCCCAGGAUGGAGACCAGUGAUAUGGAGGCGGCAGUGGAAUGCCCCUCGGCUGAGGACGAUAUCCAGGGCAAAGCCUUGGCCAACCUGCGCCUCCACUCCAGGAACUCCUUCAUGGUCGUGCCACUGAGGGCUUCAGCUUCCCCUCCCCCAGAACCCAAGCAGGAAGCCAGUCCUUCUCCUCCUUCAGCCAAGCCCCCAGUCCCCACUUCCUGCUCUUCACCCAGCUGUGAACAACUUCUCCCGGACGCUGUUGAGGAGCCGCUGUCUGAGGCCGAGGCCAUGCGACGCAGCAGCAACAGCAAAGUUAAGGAGGACAUUAGGAUGGGAAGCCUGGCCCGGGGCUCAUCCCCGCAUCCAGCCAUGCAGCGUCGCAGUGGCAACACCAUCACAAUCAAUCCUCGGAAGGCCCCUGUGUCACCUGUCACGGCUGUGGAGAACGGCAUCGAGAGCUCUCCGCCAAUGGCCACGAUGCCCAUGAAGAAGCGUUACCCCACAGUGGAGGAGAUCCAGGUGAUUGGAGGCUACCUCUCCCUGCAGAGAUCGUGUCUUGCAAAGAACGACCGACAUCGGAAAAAGAUGAGCAAACGAAGCAAAGAAAAUUGA